Labrus mixtus (cuckoo wrasse) is the source of this 6926-nucleotide messenger RNA. RefSeq lists its product as uncharacterized. Bases 3564 to 5615 code for a protein of 683 amino acids. Lineage: Eukaryota; Metazoa; Chordata; Actinopteri; Labriformes; Labridae. Gene Ontology annotation, molecular function: protein binding; RNA binding. The transcript is spliced from 4 exons. Gene Ontology annotation, cellular component: nucleus. The record is from RefSeq and is a predicted model, not a curated record. Gene Ontology annotation, biological process: negative regulation of transcription by RNA polymerase II; nervous system development.
UCUGUUCAGAUCUGUUACAUUCAGCAACAAAUUUCUGCUGCAUCAGACAUCCAUCAUAGAUCCCACACUCAGCCUGAAACAUGAUCAGACACCCCAUACAAGGCUACGCACGAGGAAAGGACUAACAAAAACACAAUGCUAAAGGGCAUUUUGGACUAAAAAGACAGGCCCAAAAGUGGAGACAUAAACAUUUUGAGUGUAAUCUGCUGAGGAGCGGGGGUGACUCCACGCUCUAAUGUCUCACCUGAAGAAGCCUCUGACCCCUUUUUGCUCUUUUACAUCUCCCUUACUUUAAUUUAUAGAGUUUAGUCCAGCUCCUGUGAAGUUUGUUGUUAAGGCCCUGACCAAGCACAUGCUUAUGUGUGUGUGUGUGUGUGUGUGUGUGUGUGUGUGUGUGUGUGUGUGUGUGUGUGUGUGUGUGUGUGUGUGUGUGUGUGUGUGUGUGUGUGUGUGUGUGUGUGUGAGAGAGAGAGUGUUUGUGUGUGUUUUCAUGAUGUAUUUAAAAGUACAAGGACAAAGGACAGAAUUAGAGGGGAAGAGAUGGAGAGAGAGUGCAUCAAAUGUCGGCAUGGGGCCUUAAAUGAUUGACAGCGCUGUAGGAUUUCAGAUUGUGUUUGCUCAUGUGGAUAUUUGUGUGUGUGGGUGUGUGCGUGCGUGCGUGUGUUCAAUAUGCUAAAUAUCAAAGUAUACACGCAGAAGAGCACAACAGUCAUUUCUAUAUUUCCAUAUUGUAGAAAACACCCUUUGAUGAACCCAGUCCUCGCUUUAUUCUCUCUCUCUCUCUCUCAAUAUGACUGAACUGUUACGUCUAAAUUGAUUAUGAUUUAUGUAGCUUCAUAUUGAAGAUAGAUUGUUCAGUUAUUUCAUAAUAAAUGUCUGUAACAGGACAGACUUGAUUAUUGCAUUAUGAAAAAAUCAAUUAUUUUAAUUCCUUCACUGCAAAUUCAAUCUUUUCUUCAAUCAAUAAAAUCGUUAAAAUGAUGUACAUCCGUCCUUGUUAUUAAAUUAUGGACAAAGUACAUUUUAUUCUCUUACUUGCCAGAUUAAGUUUUAAUCAAGCUAUUUGUUAUUUAUGAGGGAACCUUUCUUGUACCUUGUGUUGGGCAUAUCAAUACAAAGAUGAUAUAGAUGCAUCUGAUGCAUUAGAAGUGAUUGAAGGUUGUUUUGGGUUUUCAUGGGAAAAAAUAUUAGGAGACCUUUUUUUUGUAUGCAUGAAACAAAACUGUCAAAAUAAUUGUUGAGUAUGUAAAACUUUGAAAAAUAAGAAUUAGAGUGAAAUAAACAAUGUUGUGUUCCUAAACAAGCUGUAUGAGUAAUUAAGACACCUACAGUUACAGGCCCAUUGAUCAGCUUUGAUGAAUAGAUAUUAACAUGUAAAGGAUUGAAUUUACUGUGCUCAUGUCAUCUGUGAAAACAUAUUCUCAUUUUUUAUAUCCUUACAACAAUGAAUUGUGACACACACACAAAAAGAAAAUCCCAGAGGUUUUUUUUAAAUAUUAAUCCAAACUGCUUCAUGAUUUAAGAAUAUGUAAAUUUACACUCUGGUAAUUGUGAUGCUCAUAAUGAACCCACACAAUUACAGCAGAGCAGACAGCGCUCAUGCCCACACAGCCUCAGCACACAUCGUCUGCACACAGCAUUCACUGUGAGGAAUCAAAGUAAUCUCCACCUAAAUGUCACAGGAGACUUUCUUGGCAAUUGUUGCCUUGCUGUGAGGAUGUUUCGAUGUGGCCUUCAGUCUGAUGUGUCUGCACACACCUCCAAGUCUGAUUAACUUUCCAUUCCAUUGAGGUUGAGAAGUUAGACAAGGUUAACCUCUAAUUUACUGUUGAUGGAUACAAGUCUGGAUUUUUGCUCUGAGCUUGAAACCUUGGGUAAAUUGCUCUUAUAGUAAUGAAAGAAAAUAAAGAUUGCUUUUUACAAUUAACCACCAGUAAGUGUUUGAUUGUGUCAUUUAAUCCUUUAAAAUUAAUUUUCCCUCUCUGCUCCAAUUUGUUCCUAUUCCUGUAUUACAUUUCUGCACUGGUAUUUGCUGCCCGAACCUUGGCUUUUUUUUUUUUUUUGUUGGCUGGGGGCAGAUGGUUGAUUUGCAGAGAGUUGCAUUUUCAACCUUGGGGCCUGUUUGUUAUUUUUGAAAAGCUUUUUAUUUUUCCCCUACUGACAGUUUUUUGAUUUCUUGCUGUGGAAAAGAGACACUGCUCUCACAUAAAUGCAGUCCUAAUAAGCCAUACCAGCAUACUCCUGUUUGCACUUGACUGAAUCACUGAAGCAAAUCAUUCACAGCUCUCCUGUUAGCGUAUGAACCGGUGCGACUGGGUUUUUUAUGUGUAAAUCUCUGUGUUUGUGUAGUCGAAUCAGAUUCAUUCGUAUGAGCGAGUCAACAAAAGCUUUGAUGAGAACAAACGACACAAAUUCCGAUGAAGCUACAGAGAAACAAAAAGAACAAGUAUAGUGUCGGUCUUUAGAGAGAAUGUGUGUGUUUUUCAGAGUGUGUGUGUGUGUGUGUGUGUGUGUGUGUGUGUGCUUGAUGAGGUUUAGUUUUGAGUCAGAGGCAGCACCAAAAGCCUAAGUCUGAGAGUGUGUAGGAUGAGCCUCCUACCACGUCCCUCCCUGUCUUUCAUCAAAUGUCUCUCUGCCUCCUCUUAAUUUCUCCUUCUCUUGUGUGUCCGCUCUCAAAUGUACAACUAUGAAUUGAUUCCUGAUUGAUAAAUUAAUUGAUUAAUGACAUUGCUUGUGAAAAGCUUAAUUUAACAGGUAAAAGUCUAUGAAACAAAGCAAACCAUCAGACAGUACAAAGGCCGCAUAUACUGUCCAGUAUAUAAUCUCUAUGUGCUGCACCCAUGACUGUUAGUGUGUGUAUGUUUGUGUGCAUGCAUAUAUGUGUGUAUGCAUGUUUGUAUCACUCACAGUGAUUAAAGCAAGUGGGCGGCAGCAGCAACUGGUCUGCCUGUGUGGCUCUGCAUAGCAGACAUGUUUCUCACUGCUAGAUAUUACUCAUUUCCUCAGCCCUUUGCACACACAAGCACACACACACACACAUACACACACACUCUUGAGACACACUCACAUACACAACAGUCACAGAGACGGAUAGCAGGCUCUCAGUUCUUUCCCUCAGUUUGGUGGGCUCGCUGGUGUUAUUUCAUGCGUACACAGAUCAGAGGCAGUGUGUAGCUGGAGGCUGCUGCUCUCUGCGGGUGUUGUAGCUGGCGGUGGUGGUGCUGUGGAGAAGCAGUGUAGCACAGUUAGGAGCUGAGGAGUGGGUUGACCCUCUGGGAGGACUGGAAUAUGAAUGACUGCCAACACUGGGACGCCUGCUCAGCCGGCACUAAGUUGCCAUGGUGACAGUGGGGCGGAUGGUGAGACGGCAGGGAGUUGGAAGGCUGUUGAGACAGACGUGCGGGUGAGUGGUGCUUCAGUACAAAAUAAUCAACAGUGAUCUGACAGUGAUGCUGUGUAGCAGCCUUCCCCUCUGUCUGCGCCCCUCGUUCUCCCGUGAGGCCCAUGUGACCUAGCCAACACCCACGCACAGGGGGCCCCCCGACUGCUGCUGGAGCCUACCCAUGAAUCCCAGCCCCGACCGCGGCCAAGAGUGCCUCCCCCCGAAGAAAAGGGAGUCUCGUCAAGGAUCGACAGAGCACCACAUCCCCCUGGAUGAGUUUAAACCCCCUGUGCCGCUCCGGAGUCGGUCCACCGGAGGGGGAGGAGAGGGAGGCAGGGAGGCCAUUGAAAAGGACCGAGCUCUGGUUAACCAAAACCCCCAUCUCCUACAUACUCCUCCACCUCUUCCUGCUCCAGCACCGGGCCUCCCCCUGCCCCUACCUUGGCACUUAAGCUACUCCCCCUCUGUUUCUCUCCCCCUUUUUCCAGGGCCAGUUGGCGAGAGGAGGAGCUCAGGGUCUCCCGCCUGGAGAGAAGAUGCUCUCUCCUUACCCCUGCCCCACCACUCCAGCUGGCUUAGAGGGGACGGCCCCCUCUCCUUGCCACCAUCCUCCUCUGCCUCCUCCUUUAAGACUCCCUUUCCGGCGGAUUCCCGAGAGAUGUGGUCCUACAUCAACAGCGGCCGGCGUGAAAACAGCUCCUCUCUCUUCUCCCCAUCGUACUUGUUUGGCCAUCAAUCUCUAUACGCCCAAGAUCGGAACUUGGUUGAUGCUAGACAUCGGUACCUGGUUAAGAGGCCCAACGGCCUGGACGGGCCGGGCAGCAGGACUGCUUCAACUUCCAGGCAUCUGCUCACAGGAGAAUAUGGAAAUGAUAGCAGUAGACUCAGGCUGGACAUCAGUCCUCACAGCUCUCACACCAAUGGAGGACGGAGACAGCAGGAAGAUUUAAACUCCCGAGUCCAUUCUGGAGGGCUUUUUUUGUCCGAUUCUCAAGCUCAAGAGGGCCCUGAGCUACAUUCCUCACUGCAGGUCAGACAUGGGAUAGGUAAGACCAGCUCAAAUCAACUCCCCACUAGUCCUCUUCCCCUGGGGCCAGUCCCCAGGCCCAGUCGAGGGGGGCUAUUAGCUUCCUUAGGGGCUACACCAGCUGAAGCCCAAAUCUACUACUCUUUGGGAUCGGUUUGCCACCCUAGCCCCCAAGCCCAGACUUUUCCACUGUACAGCCCCUCAGGAUCACCUCUGUAUAACCUGCACAGGGAGCCAGGCCACAGGCAGCACAACCUCAGAAACUCCCCACACUCCCCACUUGGUCUGCCCAACAGCCAUGACAGGUCGCAAAGAGACCGGGACAGAGACAGAGACAGAGACAGAGACAGAGACAAGGUCACACAAAGGGACAGGGAACGAGGUAAAGACAAAGAGAAGCACCUUCAACAUGACCAAGAAAGAGACGCCGCGCGAGAGAGACGGCGGGACAGAGCCACAGAUCGAGGGAGAGAGUCUUCUCCUUCCCACAUUCACGCCUCAUCCCCGGACCUUCACCCAUCUCCCCCCACGCUCCUACCUCACUUCACCAAGGGGUCUCUGAUAGAGUUGGCCAGCGGACGGUUGAAGCGGGUGGAGGAGCUGCGGACAGAGGACUUCCUGAGGAGCGCCGACACCUCGCCAGAGUUCCACCUUAGCACCUGCACUGUGCUGCUGAUUUCCCCCAGCAGUUCUCAGGGCUUCAGCCACCUGCAUGUCCACCUCACAGACCUCGACACUCAGGAGUUACUGAAGGUCUUGGUGGAGUAUCCGUUCUUUGUGCAGGACCGAGGCUGGUCUUCUUGCUGUCCCGAGAGAACCUCACAGCUGUACGGCCUGCACUGCCGCCAGCUCAUGGAGGGGGAUGUCUGCCUGGCCCUCACCCCAACAGCCAACCAAACCCACCGAACACACACGCGUACCAGCUCCAGGUCCCAUCGAACGCAAGUCCCCUCCAGGGUCGCUGGAGAGUCAAGCAGCUCAUACAGGGACGAGAUGCCACCUCCGCCUCCCCCUCCGCCUCUUCCUCACCACCCACCUCCAACGGUGCCUGCCCCUCCUGGCGCUCAGGACGCAGAGCCCCCCCUUCAGGAGCAGCCACGUCAUCGCAAACGGCGCUGGUCUGCCCCGGACUCCCUCCCCCCAACUGGAACUGAUGAAAGUCUCCUGGAUUUACCUCAUGGCUCAAAGCUGAUGAAGUGGCAGUAAAAAAAAAACAUGGAAAUGCAUAUGUAUACAUGCACACUUACACACACAUGCACAUAAAUACAUAUAGGCACAUACACACCCUCCUUGUCUCUGUUGCACCAACCAAGACAAACAAUGGCGAGACCUCAAGGCAGGGUUGCAGGGAAGGAAUAAAAAAAACAAUAGAAAACACAAUUUACGGGUGUCCACACUGCUGCCCAAAAGUUGAACCUCGUCCGCCAUAUUCUACCCCUCUUUCCCUUAACCUCCUUUCCUAUCCUCUCCUUUCCUUUCCUUUCCUUCCUUUCCUAAACUAUACUUAGCACAGCCCUGAAAGGAGCAGCAGCUGAAGGAUCUCUGGAAAGCUCCUUACAGACACACCGAAGACAUUUAGUGAGACAAUCAAGCACUGUCUGUGUUCACUCUGUUUUUGUAAUGGUUGUCCAGCACACCUACUUACUGACAGUGUUAUCUGCAGGGUAUCUUUUUUCAAUUAGUGUAAUGGAAGUAAGCCCUAUUGAUGAAGUGCAGAAAUAUAUAUAUAUAUAUACAUAUAUAUAUAUAUAUAUAUAUGUAUAUGAACAAAAGUUGACUAUAUAUAUUACAUUACAAAUGUUAUAUACAGUAAAUAUGCUAAAAAGAUUUAAUGCAAUCUCUCUGUCAGUUUUGCAAAUGCAUUCUUGUUAUUUCCUAAUUUUCUUGCUUCUCAGCUGAUGGCUACAUGUCAGCCUAGGCAGGCAAGGUGAAUGUAUGAGUAACUCUUCGCCUUUUUUUAUUCACAUCACUGGGAGUCAUUACAAACAAUUGUUCAUCAAGGCAUUACCCUCCGAUAUGUUCUUAACAUUAGCUCUGAGAAAGGGAGAACACUAAUGAAAACUGCGUAACAGACAAUCCUGCCCACACAGACAGGUCUGUGCCACAAUGCCUCGACACUCAUGGUGAUUUUCCAUUAAAACUGAAUGACGGAGAGAGUAGAAAGUACAGUGUGGCUGAAGAGUAAUGGUGCUAAUAACACGUUGGAACAUGAUGCUUUGUGAAUACUCUUGACCCCUGUGUACUGUACACUUCUGUUCCCAUCUCGUUUUUUUUUUUUACGUACUGUAUUUGUUUGAAGGCAGGGAAAACGAUGAAAGUAUUUUAAACUCAGAUACGGGUAUCUCCUCUGAUUCAGCACACUCUCUCACUUUAGUUUUCGUGUUUCUUUUUUUUGAAAGAAAACCUUACCUGUUGAUUUUCUUUUUAAAUGUUAUAGCUACAAAAUGUAUAUUUUUAAAAAUUGUGAAUCUGUUAAAUGAUGUUCGCUAGAAAUAAAGGAAAAAAAAGCUUUAUAGA